This is a messenger RNA of Nicrophorus vespilloides, 610 nucleotides long. RefSeq names its product SRR1-like protein. The record is from RefSeq and is a predicted model, not a curated record. The coding region runs from base 34 to 567 and encodes 177 amino acids. Gene Ontology annotation, cellular component: nucleus; cytoplasm. The transcript has a single exon. Gene Ontology annotation, biological process: microtubule-based process. NCBI's taxonomy places the organism in Eukaryota, Metazoa, Arthropoda, Insecta, Coleoptera, Silphidae.
AUCUGCUUGGGUUUGGGCAAGUUCAGCGAGUGCAUGAUCUCUAGGUACCAAUUUGCAUUGUUGUUAUGUUUGCAAGAGUUAUUUAAUUGUCCAGUACAUGCAUAUGAUCCUGCAUUCACGGAGAAUGAGACAUCAUUGCUUGAGGAAUUUAAAUUUAGUAAUAUCGAUGAGAACAAUGAAGGGAAGUAUAGUACAGAUGCAAAGACCACCUUUUUUUACCUCCCUCACUGUCCUAAACAAUUGAGCAAUAAUCUGCUUUGGGCCAAUUGGGGAUUAUCACUGAACAAUUGCAUAAUUGUCGCAAACAGCUUUAACAAGAUCCUGGAGACACAUAUGAAAAGAGUGUUAAUGGAGAGUGCAAAUUAUGUUAUGAAAAUAUCACCUUACAUGGUGGAGUUAGCUAUUAUAAAUUCCUUCAAGUAUUAUGAUAUGUUCAACGAUACAAGUUUGCACAUCUUUCCAAUAGACAAACUGCAGUUGGUGUCUUCAGAGUUUUGGAGUGACAAGGAGGAGCCCAAGUACAUAUCGGACGUUGAAUAUAUCGUUAAGAAAAUGCAAGAAUUAUAGUAUUUUAUAAUAAAUAAACAAGUUUUUCUUUUAAAAUAUUUAA